GGGGGGGUCUUCAAGGCGUGGAGCCAGGCGCCGUGGCCUAGAGGAUUGGGCCCGGGCCCGGUGGGGUGGAAAGGGCCCGCCUUCUCAGCCCAGCGCCGCCGCUUGCCCGCUGCGUGACCUUGGGCGUGUCGCUUCCCUUCUCCGCGCCUCGGUUCCCUCGGGUGUUGAGAUGGGGAUUAAGAGGGCGAGCCCCAGAUGCGACGGGGACCGCGUCCGACCCGAGUCGUCCGCGUCCGCUCCGACGGUCACCGUGGUAUGCGCCGAGCGCUUACGGCGGGCCGGGCCCUGUGGCGAGCGUGGGGUAAAGACGAGGUGAUCGGGCGAGACGGAGCGUUCGGUACAGCGCCUGGCCCGCGCAAGUUCGUGAACUCGGCCUGGGGCUGGACCUGCACCUUCCUGGGCGGGUUCGUGCUGCUGGUGGUGUUCCUGGCCACGCGGCGGGUGGCGGUGACGGCGCGGCACCUGAGCCGGCUGGUGGUGGGCGCCGCCGUGUGGCGUGGGGCCGGCCGGGCCUUCCUGCUCAUCGAGGACCUGACGGGCUCCUGCUUGGAGCCGCUGCCCCAGGGCCUGCUCCUGCACGAGCUGCCCGACCGGCGCAGCUGCCUGGCCGCCGGCCACCAGUGGCGGGGCUACACCGUCUCCUCCCACACCUUCCUGCUCACCUUCUGCUGCCUGCUCAUGGCCGAGGAGGCCGCCGUCUUCGCCCGCUACCUGGCCCACGGGCUGCCGGCCGGAGCCCCCCUGCGCCUGGUCUUCCUGCUCAACGUGCUGCUGCUGGCGCUCUGGAACUUCCUCCUGCUCUGCACCGUCGUCUACUUCCACCAGUACACGCACAAGGUGGUGGGCGCCGCCGUGGGCACCUUCGCCUGGUACCUCACCUACGGCAGCUGGUACCGCCAGCCCUGGUCGCCGGGACGCCCGGGCACCGGGCUCUUCACCCGGCCGCGCCCCGGCCCCAAGCACGACUGAAGGCCAAUAAAGGUGCCGCGGGACCCGG
This is a messenger RNA of Ornithorhynchus anatinus (platypus), 997 nucleotides long. It is a transcript of the gene FITM1, whose product is annotated as fat storage inducing transmembrane protein 1. NCBI's taxonomy places the organism in Eukaryota, Metazoa, Chordata, Mammalia, Monotremata, Ornithorhynchidae. Gene Ontology annotation, biological process: phospholipid biosynthetic process; lipid storage; lipid droplet organization. The coding region runs from base 196 to 969 and encodes 257 amino acids. The transcript has 2 exons. Gene Ontology annotation, cellular component: endoplasmic reticulum membrane. The record is from RefSeq and is a predicted model, not a curated record.